This is a messenger RNA of Fusarium redolens, 1797 nucleotides long. Its product is annotated as PhoD-like phosphatase-domain-containing protein. Bases 1 to 1797 code for a protein of 598 amino acids. The transcript is spliced from 9 exons. Lineage: Eukaryota; Fungi; Ascomycota; Sordariomycetes; Hypocreales; Nectriaceae. The record is from RefSeq and is a predicted model, not a curated record.
AUGGAGACCUAUUUAAUCUCAGUAUUUCUUACUCUCGCAGCUUUCUUCAGUUUCUCUGUGGCCAGUUUUGACGGCAACAUCAACUAUGGAAGUCCCUCACCUCGGCAUACGCAGUUCGGCAUCGAUGUCGAUCAAGUCCAGCGACGUUCCUGGAAGCGCGGAAAUAUUGCCUUCAAGCCAGAGGAACUGAAUUUUACCCAUGGUGUUGCAUCAGGCGACCCAUGGCCUGAAAGUGUUAUCUUGUGGACUCGCAUUGCCCCAAGCAAUCUGUCUUCCGCCAACACUGCCCCGAUUGAUGGAACCGAACCGCUAUACAGCCACGAGACCAAGAAGUUCAUAGAGGCUGAUCCCAAUCCUAUCUGCUUGCACUGGAAAGUCUUUCGAGAUGGAAAGAAGGACUCAAAGUCAGUCGUGAGCAGCGGAAAGGCUUAUACUACAGCGGACAUCGACUACACAGUCAAGGUUGAAGCCAAAGGUCUGAAACCAUUGACGACAUAUAACUACCAGUUUACCGUCUGCAAUUCGAACAAUACCAGCCCUCUCGGAAGGACGAAGACUGCACCUCGGCCUGAUGAUGAUGUAUCCGAGAUCAACCUGGCGAUUUUCUCAUGCAGUGCAUAUUUCCCAGGAUACUUUAACGUCUACGGUAAUGCGGCUCGAAAGGAUAAUCACGACUGGGUUGUCCAUCUUGGCGAUUACAUCUACGAAUACGGCACCUAUACACUUUUCAAAGAGCGCGGCUCAGAUCCGAAACACCCAACCUACUCCCUAUAUGACUACCGUGCACGCCAUGGACAGCACCGGACUGAUCCUGACUUGCAACUGUUGGCCAAAAACUCAGCUUGGAUCACAACUUGGGAUGACCAUGAACUUGCCGAUAACGCUUAUAGAGAUGGCUACGUCGACUUCUUCGAUCAGCCCAACACCUUUAAGGGAGAAGGUCCGAAGGUGGCCACGGAUGCUCGCAAAGCCAAUGCUGUCCGCGCGUACUUCGAGUGGAUGCCAAUCAGGCAGACCGAUAUGGACGAUGGUCUUCGCGUAUGGAGGUCUUUUCAGUUGGGUAAGCUGAUGGAUCUCGUGAUGCUGGACACAAGAUUGUAUGACCGAAGCAAGGGAGUCGAUUAUGUCAACGAAAAGUACAUCGAGAAAAUCAGUGACGACCCAAGUAGGACACUGAUGGGAGGUCGGCAAGAGAAUUGGUUCUAUCGCUCGUUAUCUGAAUCUAAAGAUCGGAACGCAACCUGGCGAGUGAUCGGGAACCAGAUCGUGUUCUCUCAUAUCAAGGGGGACGCGGCUGGCGGUGGAGAUACCUGGGAUGGUUAUAUCGCGAACCGAAACAGAACACUCAAUCAUCUAUAUAAGAACAAGAUCGACAACAACAUCUUCUUAUCGGGAGAUAGUCAUAUGAACUGGGUAUCUGACUUGGCGUGGCUGGGCACCAAGAAGUACAACCCCAAGACGGGAGAGGGUGCCAUUGGGGCUGAGUUUGCAGGUACCGCCGUCAGCUCGUGGGGUACAUCAGGCCUCAAAUCCAUCGAGCCUGAUGCAGGAAAAUUGUCCCGCAAAGCUAUCGCUGAGAACAAAGAGCUUUUCUGGCAAGAAGGGUACUACCGUGGCUAUUUCCACUUGUCUGUCGCUCCAAAGAAAGUCUCAGCUCAAUUCUUUGGUAACAAGGCUCGCCAUCGAUUGCCACACGGAAUGCUUGGGAGAUCCCACUGGCGAAUUUUACGGUUUUUGCCGGGGACAACCACAUCCGUCGACCGAAGGAUGGCAGUCGGGCUGAAUCUGGAGCUCUGA